Messenger RNA from Seminavis robusta, 567 nucleotides. Lineage: Eukaryota; Bacillariophyta; Bacillariophyceae; Naviculales; Naviculaceae. The record is from the annotation of a GenBank genome assembly.
AUGUCGUCGAUUCCUGAGAGCGUGAGUUUUGUCUCGCCCACAAAGGCGUCUCGUUCUCGCCGCCAGCAGAGUGUGGCCUCCAAAGAUGACAACUCCACCAUCAAGACGGAAGACCAGGGAGCCAAUCGAAUGGAUGUUGACGACGACGAUGACGAAUCAUCAUGGUACUCGAACCUUAGGGACUCUGAGAGCGAGGAAGGUGAAACGCCGGAGAUGGAAGCACUGCGCAAGCAGGUGGCGGAGUUGACAUCGAUCGUCUCUGGCCUGGCUCAAACCAAGUCGUUUGACAGCAGUGAAGGUAGCAAGUCAAACCUUGCCGGCAAUCUGAAGAAGAAGACGAAGCAAGGCAAUGCUUCAAGCAGCUCUAUUGCCGGUGACAGCAAGGCUUCUCGUCGCAGCACUCUCGAGAAGAGAAACGCAAGGUUGGAGGUAGUGGUGGAGCUGGAGCUGGUGGAGAUGAGUAUGCAAAGAAGACCCUCUGAAAUGAGGCCAAUCUGUUGUGGUGGCCAUCCCUCUGUGUUUCUGGUUGUUCAAGUGGCAAAUGGAUGGGUCUGUCAAUGCUGUUGA